Messenger RNA from Phlebotomus argentipes, 560 nucleotides. Its product is annotated as protein LLP homolog. Gene Ontology annotation, biological process: dendrite extension. Gene Ontology annotation, molecular function: RNA binding. Lineage: Eukaryota; Metazoa; Arthropoda; Insecta; Diptera; Psychodidae. Gene Ontology annotation, cellular component: nucleolus. The record is from RefSeq and is a predicted model, not a curated record. The coding region runs from base 86 to 538 and encodes 150 amino acids. The transcript is spliced from 2 exons.
CCACUUCGUCUAAACAUCAAAGUGCACGUGUUUACAUUUGCACAGAGGGAUAUUCUUUACCUGAAUUUUCACACAAAAGUGCACAAUGGGAAGGAAGAAGCGCGCACAGAAUAAUAAUGUGAAGCGUGAGAGGUUUGCCGUGAAGGAAUUGGCGAGAUUGAAAAAGUGCCUUGGGUUGAUUGACGAGAAAGGGAAUGAGAUUUCCAAGGAAGUGAAGAAGAUUGCCACAGUGACCGAUGCAAAAGCCAUAAAACAGAAAGCUGAGGAAAGAAUGCUGGUGGAUGGAGAGGAAGCGUCGUCGUCGAAGAAGAAGCUGAAGACUGUGAAAGUAGUCAAUGAAAAGACAGAAGUUGAGCAUGUUUACAACGCCAAGACGAUGAAGGAUCAAUUCGGAAAUUAUCCUGUGUGGUACAAGCGAAGAAAUGAGAAGAGAAAGAAGAAAUUGAAGGGAAAAGACGAUGGUGGAAAGUCCAGGAAAAAUCGUCGCCGGAAUCUAUUCACAGUCACUGAUCCAUACAAGAACCUCGAGUAUGAAUAAAAGAGCAUUGAAUUACAAAGAA